Camelina sativa (false flax) is the source of this 2450-nucleotide messenger RNA. Lineage: Eukaryota; Viridiplantae; Streptophyta; Magnoliopsida; Brassicales; Brassicaceae. The record is from RefSeq and is a predicted model, not a curated record.
GAGGAAAAUGUAUUCUUAUGCGAUCCAGGCUCUUUCUUCUGCUUGCAGCAAGCGACAUAGGUGGAUGCAACAUCUGAACCACUAGAUUCUGCUGCCAUUCAGCAGGAACAUCUUCUAGUAGAUAUGCUAGUUAGCCUCUGCAGGUUUGAGUGGCAGGCUGGUUACCAGGAGUUGGCCACAGCGUUAUUUCAAGCAGAAGUGGAAUUUAGCAUCUUUUGUCCAUCUUUGUUGCUUACUGAACAGAGUAAAUUAAGACUGUUUGAGCACUUUUGGAGCAGUAAUGGUGCUAGAGUUGGAGAAGACGGAGCUUUUGGAUGGUCAUUGUGGCUGGAGAAAGAGGAGGAAAACAGGCAUAAAAUUUUGAAAGAAGAAUCGUCUGAUGACAAUGAGGUAGGUGGUUGGACAGGUUGGACAGAACAGGUCUCAGGUAGAAAUGGAGAUAGUAUUGCUUCAGCUAACACUGUAGAGGUCGAUGUUGAUCGGGAGGGUCUGGAUGAGGAAAUGGAAGACGAAAAUGGCAAACCUGAAGAUGAUACUGAAGCUAUGCUAAAACUAUUGGGCAUUGAUGUCAAUGCCGCGGCCAGUGAUGAGGUUAAAGAUACAACAACUUGGGUUAAAUGGUUUGAAGAAGAGGUUUCUCGAGAUCUCAGCCAAUGGAUGCCUACUCGGAAAGCUGGUGAAUUCUCCAGAGUUGAUGAAAUGGGCGAGGGAGAAGAUGAAGAUCAACUCUCGAGUGUUGUACUAUUUGAAGAUAUAAAUAGAUUUCUAUUUUCCUUACGUUCAAACGAGGCCCGCUUAUCUCUGGUAUACCAGUUUAUUGAUUUCUUCGGUGCACAUAUGUCCCCAUGGACUUCCAGCAACAGUUUGUCAUGGAGUGAGAAAAUAAGUAGCCUUGAAACACUGCCAGAUUCUAUGCUAGAAAACUUGAGAAGUGUACAGGAAUGUUUAUCGAAAUCAGACAGUGUCAACAGUUUCAGCUUGGGAUCUCUUUUAAGUGGCAGCUGUGACAUAUCUAUGCGGACUGAGAUGAUGAAGUUUCUCCGCAAUUCCAUCUUGCUUUGUCUAAAUGUUUUUCCGCGAAACCACAUUCUGAAGGAAGCUGUGCUUGUUGCAGAAGAGCUGUUUGUAACAAAUAUGAAAACAUGUGAGGUAGCAACUACUCCAUGUCAAUCUUUGGCCAAACGUCUCCUGAAAAGUGACCGGCAGGAUCUACUACUUUGUGGAGUUUAUGCACAGCGAGAAGCUGCUUCUGGAAAUAUGAAACAUGCAAGACGAGUCUUUGACAUGGCACUGACUUCAAUCUGUGGCCUCCCUAAGGAAUUACAGUAUAACGCUUCUUUGCUAUGUUUAUGGUAUGCUGAAUCGGAAAUAGCCAAUAGUAGCAGCAGAGAUAGGGAUACAGAAUCAUCAUCUCGUGCUUUGCACAUUCUGUGCUACCUGGGAAGUGGUCUAGCUUAUACUCCCUAUACUUCCCAGUCUUCAAGCAUGCAAAUCCUUAGAGCACGCCAAGGGUUCAAAGAGAAGCUCAAGAAGAUACAAUCAGCAUGGUCUCAUGGUGUUACUGAUGAUCAAUCAGCCGCGCUUGUUUGUUCGGUAGCUCUAUUUGAGGAGUUAACAAAUGACCUUCCUGGUGCUGUUGAGAUCCUAGAGCACAUGUUCAGUUCUGUUCUUCCAGGAAGAAAAAGUCAAAGUCAUCAACUUGAGCUCUUGCUCAAUUAUUAUGUGAGAAUGCUUCAGAGACACCAUGACGAUCUAACUUUGUCACAACUUUGGAAGCCCAUAUUAGAGGGACUGCAACUGUAUCCUCUCAAUCCGGAGCUUUAUCGAGCUUUGGUGGACAUCUGUAAUCACCGUAUGACAUCCCAUAAACUGAGAAUGAUGUUUGAUGACUACUCCCGCAAGAGUCCAUCUGUCGUUGUUUGGCUAUUUGCACUUUCUUAUGAGCUGAGUAAAGGAGGCGCCUCACACAGAAUCCGUGGAUUGUUUGAAAGGGCAUUUGCACAAGAUACACUAAAAAACUCGGUCAUUCUAUGGCGUUGCUACAUUGCAUAUGAGAUCGACAUCGCACACAAUCCAUCAGCAGCUAGAAGGAUUUACUUCCGAGCAAUAAAUGCAUGCCCAUGGUCGAAAAAACUAUGGCUGGAUGGGUAUAGGAAGCUUAGCUCAGUCCUUACGGUGAAAGAGAUGUCAGAUUUACAAGAAGUGAUGCGGGACAAGGAACUAAACAUUAGGACAGAUAUCUACGAGAUUCUUCUUAUGCAGGGAUGAGAUCAUUGAGAUGUAUAUAUAGUUAUGCUCUGUUCUGGUUAUUGAGAAUUUACCAAAAGUGUAGAAGAAGAAAAUGAAAUGAUCGUUUGUGCAACCCUUCACUUUUGCCUUUUUCCUUGUUCUGUUUAAAACCAUCCAAAAGAAUUCCGAGUAAAAAGGUCGCUUAAUAUUUCUGUCGGAAA